Molecule: messenger RNA, 2274 nt
Organism: Ostertagia ostertagi
Lineage: Eukaryota; Metazoa; Nematoda; Chromadorea; Rhabditida; Trichostrongylidae
Source: the annotation of a GenBank genome assembly
AUGACCAGCAGGAAAACGCACCACACCGGCACUCAAUUCGGCUACGUGCUAGCAGGGGGCAGUCCCACAGCUGAGUUACGACGCGUUGCGUUCCACCGACCGCACCGCAACCGCCGCAACUCGGCGCGGCCGGUCAUCGUGGGGAGCAACGCCGCUGGUGACGUCGCGCCGGCUGUCGGGUCACGCUUGUCGACAUAUGGCAACAUUUCACCGUCGUCACAAUUGCACCAUCUGAAGUCGUUCCCGAUGAGUGCAGCAGAUGGUUCGGAACCGGGUGAACCCGGCGACGGUCCCGAUCCGAGAGCGAACGAAGAGGAGAGGUAUCGUCUGAAGAUAGCUGUAUUGCAAGAGUAUUACGAUGCGGUUGCACUGCAAACUGUCCGCAUACGUGAGAGAAUAUAUCAAGUGAAGAAGCAAUGUCGAAGAUUAGAAGCGAUGAAGCGUGUCGCGUUGAAUAUGCUCCAUCAAAAUACUGGCACGUAUGAGAUUCCACCGCUUGAGAUUAUUGACGAGCGUAUGUUCUUUUGCAAAUGGCAUCUUCCUUUAUGGCCUCAUUCGGGUCUGGAUCCUGCUCCGUCAUUCUUGGAAUCCGUGCACAGACAGCAACAUACUCCCCCAGAAACGCCGCGUAAAAAGUCAAAGCGGCCUUCUCGGAGUAAAUCAGAUGGCAAGCUGACAGCUGAAGAGGAAGAACGUGCUAAGCAAAAGAUAUGUAGUAUAAUCGACAGUGUGUACAGUGAAACUGCCAAAAGAAUGCAAACUGUCCGCAUACGUGAGAGAAUAUAUCAAGUGAAGAAGCAAUGUCGAAGAUUAGAAGCGAUGAAGCGUGUCGCGUUGAAUAUGCUCCAUCAAAAUACUGGCACGUAUGAGAUUCCACCGCUUGAGAUUAUUGACGAGGAUCCUGCUCCGUCAUUCUUGGAAUCCGUGCACAGACAGCAACUUACUCCCCCAGAAACGCCGCGUAAAAAGUCAAAGCGGCCUUCUCGGAGUAAAUCAGAUGGCAAGCUGACAGCUGAAGAGGAAGAGCGUGCUAAGCAAAAGAUAUGUAGUAUAAUCGACAGUGUGUACAGUGAAACUGCCAAAAGAAUGCCUUCUCGGAGUAAAUCAGAUGGCAAGCUGACAGCUGAAGAGGAAGAGCGUGCUAAGCAAAAGAUAUGUAGUAUAAUCGACAGUGUGUACAGUGAAACUGCCAAAAGAAUGGGCGAUACGCCAAAAAGACCGAUGCGCAGCAUUAAUGCUGUGGGAUCGUCGGGUCAGUACGAUAUUGUGAAGCGCCCUCGUAGAUUAUUCAGCGCGGAAAUUAAAUCAGAAGAAGGAAGCAUGAGGGAUGGAAGUAGCAGUGCAAGUGCUGAACAUGCAAACGAUGAUGGUUGUCGACCAAGUAGUUCGUCAACACGCUUUAAUGGACAUCCUGAAGCCUAUAUGGAGGAAGCAGAAUCUGAUACAUCUUCGAUGGUUCCCUACAGCGAAGCGAAUAGUGACUCAUCAAUUGAUCUCACCUAUAAUAGCCUGCCUCUUGAACAUCACAUGCGAUAUGAUCCUGUUGAAGGGACCACUCAGUCAAUCACUUAUCAUAACAUGACUACGGCCUUGUACGAUGGAGCAGUUAGCUACAGUGACAAUUCCGAUCGAGCCCCAAGUUACGAGAAUUUGGUUAACACUGUCUACGACUCUUCUCUUGUUACAGUCCAGCCGUUAGACUACAGUGAUGAAAAGAUCACCGUGAGAUCCACAUCUUACAUGGACAGCACUAUCCUGCCUAUUAAUCGUGCGUUAUUUCAUGGAACAGGAGAAAGCUCUGCAAUUUACACAAACGCAGCCACCUAUGCGAAUACUUCAGUAACCAUGAGCUACAAUGAGAAUCUCAAUCCUGCUUCUGUGCUGGAUUAUCCGGAAGAUAUUGCCGUGAUGCCCGUGAGUUUCCCGGCAAUCACACCAGCAGUGCUCAAGGGCUGUCCUGACAAGACCCCGGACAAAAGCGAAACUUCAAAGUCCCCUACCGAGCUCUGCGACAGCAAAGAAACGGUGGCGUCUACAGUUGUGUGCAGUAGAAUGAUUGCCGUUGAAAACACAAAGCCAGUUGAGGUGAUUGCCGUCGACUCAUCCGGUGAUGAAGUUUCUUCUCCCAAGCCAUUGCCAAAACGUCGUCGUAAGUACAAAUAUGUGGUCGAGAGCGUCCUCGACAAUGUGCCGUACACAUUUCGCCAAGCUGAAUCUGAUGACGACGAGUCCACCGAGAAGCAUAGCGUCUCAGCAAAUGAAUCGCAUGAAUAA